Cutaneotrichosporon cavernicola is the source of this 921-nucleotide messenger RNA. RefSeq lists its product as uncharacterized. Gene Ontology annotation, cellular component: nucleus; cytoplasm. The record is from RefSeq and is a predicted model, not a curated record. Gene Ontology annotation, biological process: double-strand break repair via homologous recombination. The transcript is spliced from 7 exons. Gene Ontology annotation, molecular function: protein serine/threonine phosphatase activity. Lineage: Eukaryota; Fungi; Basidiomycota; Tremellomycetes; Trichosporonales; Trichosporonaceae. Bases 1 to 921 code for a protein of 306 amino acids.
AUGGCCUCCGACCUUGACAAGCAGAUUGAGCAGCUCCGGCGCUGCGAGAUCAUUCCCGAGGCGGCGGUCAAGGACCUGUGCAUCAAGGCCAAGGAGAUUCUCAUGGACGAGGGAAACAUCCAAUAUGUCGACUCUCCUGUGACGAUCUGUGGCGACAUCCACGGGCAGUUCUUCGAUCUCAUGGAGCUGUUCAAGAUAGGCGGACAGUGCCCCGAAACAAACUACAUUUUCAUGGGCGACUUUGUCGACCGAGGGUUCUACUCUGUCGAGACGUUCCUCCUUCUGCUAAUAUUGAAAGUCCGGUACCCGGACCGCAUCACUCUCAUCCGCGGUAACCACGAGUCGAGGCAGAUCACACAAGUGUACGGCUUCUAUGACGAGUGCCAGAGAAAAUACGGGAGCAGUAACGUGUGGCGCUACUGUACGGAUGUGUUUGACUUCCUCUCGCUGGCAGCGGUCGUGGACGGGAGGAUAUUAUGCGUCCACGGCGGUCUCAGCCCCCAGUUGUUGCGGUUGGAUCAAAUCCGCGGCAUCGACAGGAAACAGGAGGUGCCGCACGAGGGCGUCUUCUGCGACUUACUGUGGUCUGAUCCCGAUGAGAUCCAGGGGUGGGGCAUGUCGCCACGAGGCGCAGGAUUCCUGUUUGGCGGUGACGUCGUAGACACGUUCUGCCACACCAACGACAUUGAGCUCAUCGCGCGCGCCCACCAAUUGGUCAUGGAGGGCUACAAGCUCAUGUUCAACCAGAAGAUCGUGACGGUGUGGAGUGCACCAAACUACUGUUACCGCUGCGGAAACGUCGCGUCCAUUCUCGAAUUGAACGAGGACUUGAGACAGGAGUACAAGGUGUUUGAAGCGGCGCAGCCAGACGUCAAGUCUGUGCCGCAGAAGCGACCAGCGAUGCUUGAGUACUUCCUCUAG